This is a messenger RNA of Aspergillus fijiensis CBS 313.89, 2951 nucleotides long. RefSeq lists its product as uncharacterized. NCBI's taxonomy places the organism in Eukaryota, Fungi, Ascomycota, Eurotiomycetes, Eurotiales, Aspergillaceae. Gene Ontology annotation, biological process: spliceosomal snRNP assembly. Gene Ontology annotation, cellular component: intracellular membrane-bounded organelle. Bases 19 to 2538 code for a protein of 839 amino acids. The transcript is spliced from 5 exons. The record is from RefSeq and is a predicted model, not a curated record. Gene Ontology annotation, molecular function: phosphatidylinositol binding.
GUCCGCCUUCCAACAGCAAUGUCCAGCAUGCCCGACAAACGCAAACCGUCUAUUUCAGCAUCUGGUGCUUCGCCUUAUGCGAAACGAUCUCGCGCCUCGUACGCCGACGAGGAAGAUGAAGAGGAGACGCCGCGGACGGUAACGCCUUACGAGCGCCCUCGCAACCACCCCGUUUAUGGACAGAAAAGCGCCUUUCCCGGCCUCGACACCGCCGGCGAUGACGAGCUGUUCUACGGACCGGCGGAAGAUGGAUUGGAAUAUCUGCGAAUGGUCCGAUCCGAAGCCAACUCCCUCCCUUUUCUUUUCAAUGCGCCCACAGCCACGACCUCGAUCGCAGCAGAGACUACGAACCCUGAUGUCAGCACAGACACGACGAACCAAACAGAGCAGCCACAUCCUCAAGCCACCGCUACUACUACUGCCGUAAAUGCUACCACCACAACUACCACCACAACCUCUCCCCUCACUCUCCGCGAGGGAAUCUACCAAGACGGCGUCUAUUUUGUCCCCACCACCAACAACAGCAAACCCCCCACCGGCCCUUCAACGACCACACCACCAUCAUCCCACCACCAACAACCCUCCGACCUGGAAAUCCUCCCCGCCCAAUCAACAUAUUACACCCUCCUGCACCACCGCUUCCUCCUCCUCCGCUCCAUCCUGAAAUGCACCCCGCCGCCCGACGCCAUCGCCGCGCUGGACCACGACCACCCGAUCUCGCUCCCGCGGCACUCCCGGAAUGCGCGCCGCGAGUGGCGCCGGUUGCUGCUGGCGGUGGACCCGCAGACGGUGCAGCUGGCGUGCAUGGACAUGGAGAGCGUGCUCGGCGUGCUGGGGAUUAUGGCUCGGGUGAUGUCGGAGAAUGUGCGCAGCGGGGACGAGGCCAAGGUCCGGCGGAUCGCGGCGUGGGCGUGGGGCUUGCUGGCGCGGUGUCGGGAGGUGGGCCAGUUGGGGACGGAGGAGGUGGGCGAGAUUCGGGAUUUGGGGAAGAGGGCGGUUAGGGUUUUGGGGAGGAUGAGGGAGGUGGAGGGGGGAGAUGGGAGGAAGGGGGGUGGUGAGGAGGAGGAGGAGGAUGGAGAGGGGGAGGAGGAAGGAGAGGGAGAGGGAGAGGGAGAGGGUUCUGGUACAGGCAAUGGGGUCGAGGGUGAUCUGGAGAUGCGGGAUGCAGAUGUAGACGUAGAUGCCAAUGCGGAUGCGGAUGCUGACGCUGACGCAAAAGCUGCCAAGGCACGGUUACAGGCGAGUCUUGGAGCCGAUGGCGCCGCUGAUGUUGAGGUACCGAACGACGAUGCAAACGGCAACAGCGCUGCGUCGGAGGUGGCACUGCAAAUUCGCGCGAUGUUGGAUAUGGUCAUUACGGUGGUUGGAGAGUACUACGGCCAGCGGGACUUGUUGCAGGCGCGCGACAUCUCCACCACCUCGCCCCCCUUCACAAUCUACAACAUCACCCUCCGCCUCCCCCUCCGCUCCUUCACCAUCUCCAAACGCUACUCCGACUUCACCACCUUCCACACGACCCUGCUCAACCAAACCAACGCCGCGCCCCCAGCUCCUCUGCCACCCAAAUCCUGGCUCUCCUCGACCGUCAAGAACGCGACCCUCCGCGAAUCCCGCCGCCAAGCCCUAGAAACCUACCUCCGGGCCAUCAACGAAGCCGCCGACCCGCGAUGGCGCAAUUCGCCCGCCUGGCGCGCAUUCCUCAACCUUCCGAGCCUGGGCCCUAACGCCAACUCCCUCAACGAUCAUCACAGCAGCAACAGCAGCACGACGAGCGCGCGACUCCACGCCGCCAUCACGGACCCGGGCAGCAUCACGUCGCUGACCGGGGACGCUCCGAACAACACCAUCACGGACCCGACCCUGUGGCUCGACUGCUACCGCGACAUGAAGGGUCACCUGCACGACGCGCGGCUGCACCUGACCCGGCGCGACCAGGAGACCACGCCGCAGCGGCAGCACGAGAGCUCGGCGCGGGCGAAGAGCAGUCUUGUGCGCGCGGGGUCGCUGAUCGCGGCGCUGGAGGCGGGCCUCAAGAACUUUUCCACCACCACCGGCCAUUCUUCCGGGGAAGGCUCACACCCCCGCCUCGGCGACGGCGAGCUCCGCCGCCGCCGUGACCUGCUCAUCAACGCGCGCAAGGAAAAGGACGGGCUGGAGGAUCUGCUGAACGCGAUGGCCGCCAAGAGCCGCAUCGACUCCGCCGUGGCGUCCAUCCAGGACAAGGAGGCGCUGAUGAAUCUCCCGGUCAAGGGGAAGAAGGCGGUGCGGGCGGCCGGGCGCGUGCUCGGGCGCGAGACGGAGCGCACCCGCGAGCUGGAUAAUACCGGGGUGCUGCAACUCCAGAAGCAGAUGAUGCAGGAUCAGGAUGGCGCCGUCGACGAGUUGAUGCGCAUCGUGCAGCGGCAGAAGGAGCUGGGCGUCGCGAUUAAUAAUGAGUUGGUCGUGCAGAAUGAGUUGCUCAAGUUGACGGAUGAGGAUGCUACGAGGUUGGGCGAUAAGAUUGAUAUUGGGAAGAAGAGGAUUGGGAGGAUCUCUUGAGUUCACUGAGUUGAGUUGGUUUGAUAUGGUGAUGGAUUAUGGUGGAGUUGGGCUCGAGGGCUUUGUGAGUCUUUUCCAUCAGGUUCUGGAUCUGGGCUUUCGCAUGGUGAAUACCUUUGCAUAUGCAUGGCUUUUAUAUGUCAUUUGUCUUGUCUGUUUUAGCGGAUCUUGUUUCUGGUUGUUAUUGUUGCCGUUGUCUUGAUAGCGAUGACUUUCAUAUCGUCUACGUGUACUGUACCAAUGUAGUAAGCACCCGGCGCGCAUGACAUUCAUGUGGUAUGACAUGUUCGAUGAAUUCAUUUGUGGAGUUUUCGUCCAAUCUGGACCUGCCCUAAUCGGCAGCAGCACUGGCAGACAUAAACGCUUUGGCUUCUUCCUCCGUCACCUCUGACUGAUCCGACUGCAGCCGGUCG